This is a messenger RNA of Heteronotia binoei (common prickly gecko), 1299 nucleotides long. RefSeq names its product zinc finger and SCAN domain-containing protein 31-like. The transcript is spliced from 5 exons. NCBI's taxonomy places the organism in Eukaryota, Metazoa, Chordata, Lepidosauria, Squamata, Gekkonidae. The record is from RefSeq and is a predicted model, not a curated record. The coding region runs from base 388 to 1299 and encodes 303 amino acids.
AAUUAAACAUCAGAGAAUCCACACAACUGGGAGCUGCUUUGAAAGCCCCCCGUAGAAAGAAGACACAAAUCCCUAGGAGGAUGCAUGGCAGUGCUUGAAGUCAUCGGCCUCUCUUCUGCUCCGCAAGAUUUCGCGAGGCAUGGCUUACAACAGUUUCGAGCCCCUCUUUGCCUCCGUAAAAGACCCUGCCAGCAGCAAUUUCCUUUCCAUUUGUUUGGGGAUCCCCUCCGUAUGCUGACUGCAAAGACUCCUCUUUCGACCCUAUAAAGCAACUUCUUGUACGAACUGAAGCGCGGGCAGCCAGCAACCGUCCAGGCCCAUCCCAAAUUCUCUUGUAUUUGCAAAGGCAGACCCGAAGGGAAGGCCUGUGGCAAGACCGUCCCUGAAAUGACUGCCAAGCGCGGAGCAGCCCAAGGAGCUAUCGAGCAGAUGGCCCGGCGGGGAAUGAAAAUGGAGGAGGAGGAGGAAGAACCUGAAACUCCAGAACCAGAGGAAAGAUGGCGGAAGAAGGGGGGGGAAGGCUCUCGCAGCCUCCGAGAAAAAGAUGGAGGGUUGCCCAGAGGCCGAUCGGGUCGCCACAAGGAGCUACUGGGCGCAACUCGUUCCAGUCGUUCCGGGUGGAAAAAUCCACACCCUGCAAGGUCUGCUGAAUGGCAAGAAAAGCAAGGCUCCUCGCCCUCCGCUGAGGGACCCACAGUCACCCGGCAGUGGCCCAAGGGUGGGCGGGCUGCCCGUCACCCGCGCCCAGGCCUUGGGGAAGAAGCGACUGAGGCCCACAACAGCAUGGGCUCGGGGGAGAUUAGCGAGUCCGGGACUGUGAAAGUGAAGGAAGAAAUCUUGGGAGACGACUCGGCCAGCAUGGAGAUGAAACGGCAGCGCUUCCGGCAGUUCCGCUACCAAGAGGCCGAGGGGCCACGCGAGGUGUGCAGCCAGCUGUGGUACCUCUGCCAUCGGUGGCUGAAGCCGGAGAGGCACACCAAGGAGCAGAUCCUGGAGAUUUUGAUUCUGGAGCAGUUCCUGGCCAUUUUGCCCCUGGAUAUCCAGAGCUGGGUGAGGGAACACGAACCAGAGACCUGUUCUCAGGCGGCCACCUUGGCCGAGGAGUUUCUGCAGAUGCAGCAAGAGGCUGAAAGGAGGGAACAGCAGGUCCUUGGACUGUUUGAGAUGGACAAUGCAGAUUCUCCUGAAGCUGAGCAGCCUCCGACUGAGGCAGCGCCGAAGCCCCUGUUCCGUGAAACAAAGCAGGAAACAGAGGAUGAGGCCAGCUCCUUGGGUAAGGUUUUGGCUUCGUCUCAUUGA